Molecule: messenger RNA, 795 nt
Organism: Prunus armeniaca (apricot)
Lineage: Eukaryota; Viridiplantae; Streptophyta; Magnoliopsida; Rosales; Rosaceae
Source: the annotation of a GenBank genome assembly
AUGGACCAAAUUGCUCCUUGCAUUCAUGAUGAGCUUGCCUGUUUGUUCAGAAAUAUAGAAGGGUUGUCAAAGGGAGGACAAAAGUUUGAAGGGUCUUGUAAAGUGCUAUCUAUGUGGUGGUGUGGUCACACUGAUGUGGAAUGUGCAAAUAACCACAUGAUAGAGUCUAAUGGGAGAGAAGAGUCAAUUAGUGCACAAUGGAGUGAUAGUGAUAGUGUUGAUUCCAAUAACUAUAUCACUUCAUCUUUUGAAGAGACAAAUAAUUUUGCCCUUGUUGGUUCUGUUCAUAACUCUAGCAUUGCUAGAGUUCAUGUAGUUAAGGAAGGAAAAUCUGAUUCAAAAAAUGAAUCUGUGUCUGGAGAUGAUAGGCAGGAUGACCAGUCAUACAGGAAACAGGAUGACCAGUCAUACCUGGGUAUGUGUGAAAAGUAUGAUGUCCUUUUUACUGAAACUUCCAAGCUUAAGGAAAGAAAUUUCCUACUUGAAAGGAAGAGUGAAAAGGAUUCAUUGAUUGUCAUUAAAAAUGACAUUUCAAACCAAUUGAAUGUGCUCAAGGAAAACAACUUGGUUUUCCAUGCCUCCAACAAGAAUUUGUUGACUCAGAUAAAUGAGGCAAAUGACAUGGUGAUCAAGCUUACCAUAGGGCUAAAAAGUUCAUAUGCCCCUCCUCAUUUGACCACAUUUGUCAAGGAGUCAAAUACAAAGUUUGAUGUUUUAGAGCCAACUAGGACUCAAAGAUUCAUUCCUACUUGUUACCAUUGUGGUGUGAAAGGUCAUAUUCGACCUAGGGUGUAA